Messenger RNA from Lolium perenne, 3138 nucleotides. The record is from RefSeq and is a predicted model, not a curated record. Lineage: Eukaryota; Viridiplantae; Streptophyta; Magnoliopsida; Poales; Poaceae.
AUAUAUACACUGUAACUUGGUCACUCUUCGUCUUCUCUUCUAUUCUCUUAAGAGAUUGCUUACUUGCUGUUGCUUGAGCAUACAUGGCCAUGGUCAGCAGUGCACCUGCUCCUCUCCCUUUGCCGCCGCCAUUGCCGCUGCAUCUGUCCCCUCGGUCGCCGCCACCUGAGGUGAAUACGAUGUUCUUCACGCGUGGAGGGAGCGAGCGGUCGCCGCUCAACACCAGCGGGGCUAACAAGGGCACCAGCCUCAGGGAGAUUGAAGAGGAGGAGGCUGCGGUCGACUCGGAGCCAGAGGAGGACGUCGGCGGAGGGAAGCUCUACGUGGCCGUCGGAAAGGACCUCAAGGAAGGCAGGUCCAACCUCCUCUGGGCCGCUCGGAACCUCCUGGCCUGUGAUCUCAAGCUUAUCCUGCUGCACGUCCACCAGCCUGCCGAGAGGAUCAUGACCGGAUUAUGCAAGGUUUCUGCAAGCCAUCUCGAAGAAAAGAAACUGGAAGCAUACAGAAAGACCGAAAAGGAGGAGAUGACCACACUUUUAGACCAGUACCUCAACUUCUGUAGAGUAUCUCUGAAGGUGCAGGUUGAAACAUUGGUGAUCGAGAAGAAGAAUCCUGCAACUGGCAUUGUUGAGCUCAUCGAUCAACAUCACAUCACAAGGCUUGCUAUGGGAGCCUCUUCCAUAUCGACGAAGAGGAAAGCACCAAAAUCAAAAGUUGCAGCCAUUGUGCAUCUACAGGCUAAACCGUACUGCGAUAUCUUCUAUAUUUGUAAAGAGACUCUUGUUUGCUCUAGGGAAGCCACUCAGCUUUCUGCAAAAGGAGAGUCACCCCAAAGCUGCUGCACAAGCUCAGUCUCGGAUCAGCCUGAGUUCCCUCUAAGAUCCUUAUCACUGCCGCCAGGGCAUGCAGGCUUCUUAGGCUCUACAGAUCAACAAGCCCUGCAACGACGGUCCAGAUUGGUAGCAAAUAGUGUGGAGAACAUGUCAGCUACACAGCCACAGUUGAUUGAUAUGUCACCAACCGGUUUCUAUCUGAAUUCCAGCCAGCAAAGCACUGGAGGGUCCUCAUGGGGUCCGAAUGAUUUGGACAUCAUGGAUGGAUCAACGGCACCUCUUUCAAUUGCAAGCUCUGAAGAACAUCAACGUUCCACGGUUGAAACCGUCAUACAAAAUGAAGAAUUUGAGCAACUGCAGCGAGUGCGCGAUGUGCUAGAGCGCUCAAGAAAGGAAGCAUCCGAGGGACGUCAGAGAGCUGAGAGAGAUCUGUUUGAAGCAUCUAAGAUUUUCAAAGCACGGGAGAAUUCACUACGCAAUGAAAAAAAGGAGGUAGAGGAAAGACUGACCAGAGAAAAGACUGGCCUUGAAAAAGAGCACCUCCUUAUAUGCAGCGAGCUGCAGAAAGCAAAUGAACAAAGGAUACAGCUGGAGAGUAAGCUUCUCCAGGCCAAUUUCCUAAUGGAAGAGCUCAAACAGUUGCAGGUAGAGCUGCAGCACAAGAAAGACCAUGCUGUCAGACAAGCUGAAGAGAUGCGUCAAAUAAACGGUAACACUGUAUUUGCUGGUGUGUUUGCCUUGACAGAGUUCAGAUACGAAGAGAUAAAAGAAGCAACAGACGACUUUGAUGACUCCAAAAAAAUUGGGCAAGGCGGAUGUGGAAGCGUCUACAAGGGUUUUCUACGCCAUACUACUGUGGCUAUAAAGAAAUUCAAUAGUGAAGGCACAACAGGAGAGAAAGAGUACAAUGAUAAGGUAGAAACACUGUGUAGGAUGAGGCAUCCAAACCUCGUCACUCUAAUAGGAGUGUGCAGGGAGGCCAAAGUGUUUGUUUUAGAAUUCAUGCCGAACGGAAGCCUAGAGGACUGUCUGCAGUGCAAGCACCAAACAAAGUCGCUCUCAUGGCAAAUGCGCAUCAGGAUUGCUGCCGACAUCUGCACGGGGCUCAUCUUCCUCCACUCCAACAAACCAAAAGGCAUUGCCCAUGGUGAUCUGAAGCCUGACAAUGUCCUUCUUGACACUAGCUUUGUUUGCAAACUGGCAGACUUUGGGAUCUCCCGUUCCUUGAAUCUGACAAACACUACCGUCACCCCUUACCACCUAACAAACCAAAUUAAAGGCACGAUGGGAUACAUGGAUCCAGGAUACACUACCUCAGGAGAGCUCACAGCGCAGUCUGACGUCUACUCGUUUGGAGUAGUUCUCAUGCGAUUGCUAACUGGCAAGAACCCCCUAGGCCUUCCGAUUGAGGUGGAAGCAGCCUUGAGGAAUGACACGUUGCAAGAAAUAAUUGACACUUCUGCAGGGUACUGGCCACCUCAGUACACCGAAGAGUUGGCAAGACUAGCACUGAGAUGUUGCCGGUAUGACAGAAAGGAGCGGCCAGAUCUUGCAAAGGAGGUCUGGGGUGUCCUGGAAGCUAUGAUGAACUGUCCAGGCGAUAAAUACCAGCCACCAAUGUUUUUCAUCUGCCCAAUUUCACAGGAGAUCAUGAGGGAUCCACACAUUGCUGCUGAUGGAUUCACAUAUGAAGGCGACACCAUCAAGGAUUGGCUUCAAAGCGGCCAUACAAUGUCCCCUAUGACCUACCUCACUUUCACACACCAUGAGUUAAUACCAAACAAUGCCCUUCGUUUUGCGAUUCAAGAAUGGCAAAUGCAAUCAUUUUGUCCGAUUGCAGAUUUCUGAGUUCAUGCAAUAAUCCUCUACAAGCUGAACUCGAAUCUUGCCAUGAGGAUAUAGCCAUGACACUGGAGUGGAGUGCACUCCCCUGUACGAUCGAGAUGGACUGCACGGAUGCAGUUAAGAUGAUCAAGGAGCCAUGCAUUGACCGUUCGGUUUUCAUGGGCAUUGUCCAGGAAAUAUAAGAGAUGAUGGUAGAUGGGGGUAGGUUCGAGAUAAGUAUCAUUUAGACAUGAGCGGAAUAAACUAAGUCAUGAGCUUGCAAACUUUGAUCUCUUGUCAACUAGUACUAUGGUUUGGCCUCAGUUCGGGCCUGAUGAAGUCCUAGCACUAUGCCAGGCAGAUUGUAAUCAUAUGAUUUAAUCACUACAAAUUCCCAUUCGCAAAAAAGAAAAGGGAUGGCAAAUGUGACAGCAAACGAAAUUUUAAACUUCCAUUUGAUAUGUAUGAUGUCAUGUUUUUU